AUGGCACCCACAACAAUGAAAGCCAUCCAAAUCCAACAAUACAAUGAAUCCUACCAUAUCUCCGAAGUGCCCGUUCCCAAAGCAAAGCCACACCAGGUUCUGGUCCGCAUCCAAGCCGCGGGGUUCUGUCAUACAGACCUCAUGGCAUUGAACAAUAAAUUUAACACAACGCUGCCCUUCAUCGGAUCCCACGAGCCCGCCGGAGUCAUCGAAGAGGUAGGCUCGGAGGUUACAGGCUUCCAGCGAGGUGAUAGAGUGGGUUGUAUCAAUUUCGAUAGCGUCUGUGGUAAAUGCGCGGAUUGCAAAGCGGGUCUCCCGAUCUACUGCGAUGCGCCUCUAAUGAAGGGUAUUACGACAGAUGGCGGCUGGGCAGAGUAUAUGGUUGCCGACGCUCGCUUUUUGGUCAAACUCCCAGAUGACAUGGAGUUCAAGGUUGCUGCGCCGUUGAUGUGUGCGGGUAUUAGUAUCUAUGGAGGGAUUGUUCGUGCGGACGUCCCCGAGGGCGGGUCGAUUGGGAUUGUUGGGAUCGGUGGAUUGGGCCAUCUUGGGACACAGGUUGCGAAGUGCAUGGGCUACAAGGUGGCGGCAAUCGACGUGAAACAGUCCGCUCUAGAUGCAGUAGCAUCUUAUGAGCAUAGCCCCGACGUUUUGAUUCUGGCUACGGAUUCAGUUGAGAAGUCCCUGGACAAGAUCAACGGGAUGAUUUCCUCGGAUUACCCCGGGCUGGAUGCCACCGUGCUUGCGACGGAUCAUCCAGCUGCGUUUGAGCUGGCGGCGGCUCUGACCAGGAAACAUGGAACCAUGGUGCUUUUGGGUCAGCCUGAGAAGGGGAUUACCAUGUCUUAUCAGACGGUCAUCUAUAAGGAUAUCAAGCUGGUUGGCUCUUUGGUGGCUGAUACUGCGCAGGCGCAGGAGCUGGUCGAGUUGUUCCAUCGGAAUAGGCUUCAUGUUGAGAUCACGGAGUGGAAGAUGGAGGAAGCUGAGCAGAUGAGGCAGUGGUAUUGCUCGGGAGCAUCGAGUGGGAAGAAUGUCAUAGUGAUAGAGUAG
Messenger RNA from Aspergillus pseudonomiae, 1047 nucleotides. RefSeq names its product zinc-dependent alcohol dehydrogenase. The transcript is spliced from 4 exons. The coding region runs from base 1 to 1047 and encodes 348 amino acids. Gene Ontology annotation, molecular function: oxidoreductase activity. The record is from RefSeq and is a predicted model, not a curated record. NCBI's taxonomy places the organism in Eukaryota, Fungi, Ascomycota, Eurotiomycetes, Eurotiales, Aspergillaceae.